AUGAGUGCCAACCUUCGAGAUGCGGAGGGCACGGAAGAACAGCGAGGAGGCAACACCUCUCUUUACAUAGAGAGGAUGGACUUCAAGGAGUACCACCACAGCAAGUUCUACGACGACAGCGACAAGAAGAAGUACCACAGCAAAUACGACGACUUCGACGCCUACUUCAAGGGCCACAAGGGCAAGGACUACAAGGGGUCGUAUGGCCAUGACGACCACAAGGGAUAUGACCAUGAUGAUCACGCUCAUCGUCAUUAUGGCCACGACGACCACGGCCAUGGCGGCGGAUAUGGCCACGACGACCACGGCCAUGGCGGCGGAUAUGGCCACGACGAUCACGAUCAUGGCGGCGGAUAUGGCGGCGGAUAUGGCCACGACGACCACGGCCAUGGCGGCGGAUAUGGCCACGACGAACACGGCCAUGGCGGCGGAUAUGGCCACGACGAACACGGCCAUGGCGGCGGAUAUGGCCACGACGACCACGGUCAUGGCGGCGGAUAUGGCCACGACGACCACGGCCAUGGCGGCGGAUAUGGCCACGACGACCACGGCCAUGGCGGCGGAUAUGGCCACGACGACCACAGUGGUUACGGUUUUCACUCGAAAGUCAAGCCAGUCAUUGCCUCGCCCGCCAGAGCUAGUUUCUAG
This is a messenger RNA of Penaeus indicus, 648 nucleotides long. RefSeq lists its product as uncharacterized. The coding region runs from base 1 to 648 and encodes 215 amino acids. The transcript has 4 exons. NCBI's taxonomy places the organism in Eukaryota, Metazoa, Arthropoda, Malacostraca, Decapoda, Penaeidae. The record is from RefSeq and is a predicted model, not a curated record.